Molecule: messenger RNA, 9397 nt
Organism: Oncorhynchus kisutch (coho salmon)
Lineage: Eukaryota; Metazoa; Chordata; Actinopteri; Salmoniformes; Salmonidae
Product: tanabin-like
Exons: 5
Coding region: 333-8006 (2557 amino acids)
Biological process (GO): positive regulation of intermediate filament depolymerization
Cellular component (GO): intermediate filament
Molecular function (GO): intermediate filament binding; CCR5 chemokine receptor binding
Source: RefSeq, a predicted model, not a curated record
CCAGGGACUGGAAUGGUAUAAAAUCUGGUAACAACUAGAUUGGAACAACAUCCAACCACUUCGACAAGGGUUACACUUUCUCUCUGCAACAAUGAAGAAUUACAGUAUGAAAGGAGAGUGUCUCACCAGCGGUCACACUCCAGGAGGCAAGCAGCCUCACAGCACAUUCUGACCAUCACACACAGGCUUGGAGAGAGAGGGAGAGAGAGCGAGAGACCGAAUCAGCACCUCACACACAUUGCCAGAACCUGCUCGCUCCAGGGUGAGGAAUUCUUUACUUUAAAAAAAUUGAAUUACUCAACCAGCAUUACUAUCUGUCCUCUCUCUCUGACAUGGAGCUCCACCGCCUCCGACACCACCACAGCCACCGGACUGACGACAAGCUCCAGAUGCUGAACCUCAACCAACGCCUGGAGACCUACCUGGGCCGAGUGAGGCUGCUGGAGGAGGAGAACAAGCUACUAUGCCAGGAGAUCCAGGCCCUGAGGGGCAGCGGCCAGGGGGGGCGGAUGGGCCUGGAGGACAAGCUGAGCCUGGCCAGGCAAGAGGUAGAGGAAGUCUGGAGGGAGAAGGAUCGGGUGGAGCUGGAGCUAGGGAGCCUGGGUGAGGAGCUCCACGUCCUGGGGCUGCAGAGACAGUGGGAGGCGGACGCCCAUGGGGAGGUGAAGAAGAAGCUGGCAGACAGCAGGAAGCAGAUGGAGGAGGAGAGGAAGGCUCAGAUCUGGUUAAGAGAGAAGGUGAGCCAGCUAGAGAAACAAAUCCAGUUCCAGAUAAAAACCCACCAGGAAGAUGUUGCCGGCUUCCAGGCUACACUAAUCCAUGUCAGACCUGCACUGCCACCCCCUCCACCCCAAACGGGCACCCAGCUGCCCAGCCUCCAGGAGCUGGGUGAGGAGUACUCCCAGAUGGCUGUCAGGGCGUGGCAUGAGGCGGCCAUGGUGUUUCAGGGCCAGGUGGACAGCCUGGACGAGUCUCUAAACCAGGCCAGAACCCGGUUGGCCCAGGUGGGCCAGGAGAAGAAUGAGAGCCAACUGAAACUUCAGGCCCUGGAGAAUGAGCUGCAAUCAGCCCAGGAUAGAAGGCAGUGUCUGGAGAGGAGUGUGGCCAAACAGAGAGACAUGCAGAGGCAAGAGAUACAAAACCUGCAGGCCCAUCUGGAUGUGUUGGAGAUGGAGAAGGGGGCGCUGGGAAAUCAGAUUGACACUCUCCUGACAGAAAGUAGGGGUCUGCUGCAGCUGAAGAUGUCUCUGGGCAUGGAGGUGGCCACAUACAGCGCUUUACUGGACAAUGAAAGUCUGAAGGGGGAUUUCUCUUCAACAAAUCAGCUAAGGAGUACCUACAUCUCUGAUGGAGUCCCCAGCUCCCGAGGGGUUAAGCAAAGCUUCCAGACACAGCUGGCUACCAGUCACAUGAUCAGGCCCAUCUCUACCAUCCAUAGAGCAAGCCCACGAUCCAAUGUGACAAUGAUGUCCGCAUCACCAAUCUGGACUCAAAAUCGGGUAACCCUGAAUGAAACACCUGAGAGUUGUCGAAAGACAGAAGAGCAUAUCGACUUUGGCGUAGGGUCCAACCACCAGGUAAGUUGUUCAACGCCUUACCCCAAAGUACCACAGGACGGAAUUUCAGUCCACCACUUCAGACCCCAAGAUGUCCAUAUAGAAGUCAACUAUGCUGAGCCUCUCUCACCUCCCACUGAAGAGGCAGGAGCUGAUGUUGUAUCUUUGCUUGGAUCUGACCACAAGGAACAAUCCAUGUGGGAUAUGGAAAAGGAGGAAGAGGAUCAGAACAUAGUCAGAACCUGGUUUGCUGAAGAGAAACCCGUUCUGGAAUCUGCCAUGAGUCACCGGGUCGAGACCAGCUUCAGUAUGCCAACUGUGUUCAGCACUGAUGCUCAAGAGCUCUACAGCCCUUCAGUGAGCUAUGAGAGAGCAGGUUCGGUGACAGGGGCACAUUCUGCUUUCUCAGCGAAUGAUGAUAAUGAUAUACCUUUUGAAAUGUCUUUUGAAAAAGAGGAACCUCUACUAGAUAUGCCUUAUGGUCCCAUGAAUGCAUCGGAGGAAAGAGAGCUUGAAACAGCAAAGAAAGAUGCUGAAUGGGCGGGAAACGAAGGCUUGGAAUCUGAAACUGCAUCAAUGCUAGAACAAGCAUUUGAGACCUUCACAAGCAGUCAAGCUUUUGAGUAUGGGGCGGGGAAAAGUUACAACAAGCCAAUAGAGCUUAACCAAGAGGACAAUAUGUCAUAUGAAUCCACUCAAGCCUCCCACGGUUCAGAAGAGGCAUUUCGCCAUGUUAAAAGACUGGAGGAAGAUGUUAUUCAUCUCCCAAAAGAGGAUGAAAAUGAUAUGUCUAACAAACAUGAGGAGCAAUUGGAAGAUGAAUUGCACCCCUAUGGGUAUGGUAAGGAUGAUCGUGAAAGAUUGGGAGGAUUCAUUAAGGAAAAUGACAUGACAGAAAGAAUCGAUAAGUUCAACCAAGAGGAGAUUAUCUCAUAUGAAUCUGCUCAAGCUUCUCACUGGUCAGAAGAGGUAUUUCACCAUGUUGAAAGAGUGGAGGAAGGUGACAUAAAUUUCACAAAAGUGGAUGAUGAAAAUGAUAUGUCUAACAAACGUGAGGAACAACAUGCACUGAACCCCAACGGGGAUGUAAAGGAUGAAUGGGAUCGAGUGGCAGGGUACAAUGAAGAGAAUGGAAUUGGAGAAAGAAUGGAUGAUUGGAAAGAAGGAAAGUAUCAUAUGAAAGGGGAAGAGAUGUGGAAUAACAGAGAAACCCAACCCAAUCGGGCUGAUCAAGAGUAUAUACCUUCAAAUGAAGAGAAACUAAAUCAAUUCGAGCAAGAGCAAAUACCUUCAGGCAGAGAGAAACUGAAUCAGUCUGAGCAAAGGUAUAUCAAUUCAAACGGAGAGAAACUGAAUCAAUCUGAGCAAGAGCAUAUACCUUCAGGUGGAGAGAAACUGAAUAUAUCCGACAAUGACAAAGAGGAUCAUGAUGAGGCAAACUACUGUCAAAAUAAUUCUGUUUCAUGGAGGGCUGAGCUAGAAGGCGACAGCUAUGCUCAGGACAACACACUAGCCGACACACACCCCUUGAUCCGUUACAAGAGUGACGAGACGGAUGUCAACACUCAGGCUUCACACUUGGGCGAGAGUGACUCCAGUGAUGGUGAAGAGGACAGGGAGGUUUGCCAGACAGGAACAGACACCUGGGGCGAAGGCAAGUCCAAACAGUUUGACACCAUGGAGGAUCUGUAUGAAGAGUCAGAAGGAGAUGUCAUAGAUCAGGAACGUAACAUGGGCUCCACUCACCAAGAGGACAUGGAUGCUAGCCAAACAAAGGAGCAUUCUACACAGGAGAACGAUGAGGAGAAUGCUGUAGAUCAGUUGAUUCAGGAGGCAGAAGAGGAGCAAUCCUAUGAGGAACUUACAGAACCUGGAGAGUACUCCAUGGUGUGCUCUGAUGAGGACUAUAAUGAAGAAAGAAUUGAUAGAUUGGUGGAGCAAGAGCUAGAGAAUUUAUCUAUAUCCAGUUACAGUGAACACUUUACUGGGCAGAUGAUUGAGAGCGAGUCAGUACUGAGUCUUCAAAUUGAGUCUCACACUGAACUUUCCCAGACACAAGACAUAUUAUACAGUGAGGAGGUAGAGCAGAUACACUCAGAGAGACUGAAUCAAUCUGAACAAGAGUAUAUACACUCAGAGAGACUGAAUCAAUCUGAACAAGAGUAUAUACACUCAGAGAGACUGAAUCAAUCUGAACAAGAGUAUAUACACUCAGAGAGACUGAAUCAACCUGAGCAAGAGUAUAUACACUCAGAGAGACUGAAUCAACCUGAGCAAGAGUAUAUACACUCAGAGAGACUGAAUCAACCUGAGCAAGAGUAUAUACACUCAGAGAGACUGAAUCAACCUGAGCAAGAGUAUAUACACUCAGAGAGACUGAAUCAAUCUGAACAAGAGUAUAUACCUUCAGGAGGAGAGAAACUGAAUCUAAAUGCACAAGAACACAUAUCCUCAGAUGGAGAGAAUCUGAAUCAAUCUGAACAAGAGUAUAUACCCUCAGGCGGAGAGAAACUUAAUCUAUAUGUGCAAGAAAACAUACCCUCAGAUGGAGAGAAAAUGAAUCAAUCUGAACAGGAGAAGAUACCUUCAGGAGGAGAGAAACUGAAUCAAUCUGAGCCAGAGUAUAUCAUUUCAGGCGGAGAGAAACUGAAUCAAUCCGAGCCAGAGUACAUAACUUCAGGCGGAGAUAAACUGAAUCUAUAUGUGCAAGAACACAUACCAACAGACGGAGAGGAACUGAAUCAAUCUGAACAAGAGGAUAUAACUUCAGGCGGGGAGACACUGGAUAUAUGUGAGCAAGAACAUAUACCCUCAGACAGAGAAAAAAUGAAUCAAUCCGAGCAAGAAAAUAUACCUUUAGAUGGAGAAAAACUGAAUCAAUUUGAGCAAGAAAAUAUACCUUUAGGUGGAGAAAAACUGAAUCAAUUUGAGCAAGAAAAUAUAACUUUAGGUGGAGAGAAACUGAAUCAAUCUGAACAAGAGAAGAUACCUUCAGGAGGAGAGAAACUGAAUCAAUCCGAGCCAGAGGAUAUACCUUCAAACGGAGAGAAACAGAACGUAAAUGCACUAGAACACAUACCCUCAGACAGAGAGAAACUGAAUCAAUCCGUGCCAGAGUACAUAACUUCAGGCGGAGAGAAACUGAAUCUAUAUGCGCAAGAACAUAUACCCUCAGAUGGAGAGAAACUGAAUCUAUAUGUGCAAGAACAUAUACCCUCAGACAGAGAGAAACUGAAUCAAUCUGAACAAGAGGAUAUAACUUCAGGCGGGGAGAAACUGAAUCAAUCCGAGCAAGAAAAUAUACCUUUAGGUGGAGAGAAACUGAAUCAAUUUGAGCAAGAAAAUAUACCUUUAGGUGGAGAGAAACUGAAUCAAUUUGAGCAAGAAAAUAUACCUUUAGGUGGAGAGAAACUGAAUCAAUUCGAGCAAGAAAAUAUACCUUUAGGUGGAGAGAAACUGAAUCAAUUCGAGCAAGAAAAUAUACCUUUAGGUGGAGAGACACUGGAUAUAUGUGAGCAAGAACAUAUACCCUCAGAUGGAGAGAAAAUUUAUCAAUCCGAGCCAGAGGAUAUACCUUCAAACGGAGAGAAACAGAACGUAAAUGCACAAGAACACAUACCCUCAGACAGAGAGAAACUGAAUCAAUCCGUGCCAGAGUACAUAACUUCAGGCGGAGAGAAACUGAAUCUAUAUGCGCAAGAACAUAUACCCUCAGAUGGAGAGAAACUGAAUCUAUAUGUGCAAGAACAUAUACCCUCAGACAGAGAGAAACUGAAUCAAUCUGAACAAGAGGAUAUAACUUCAGGCGGGGAGAAACUGAACCAAUCCGAGCAAGAAGAUAUAACUUCAGGCGGGGAGAAACUGAAUCAAUCCGAGCAAGAAAAUAUACCUUUAGGUGGAGAGAAACUGAAUCAAUUUGAGCAAGAAAAUAUACCUUUAGGUGGAGAGAAACUGAAUCAAUUUGAGCAAGAAAAUAUACCUUUAGGUGGAGAGAAACUGAAUCAAUUCGAGCAAGAAAAUAUACCUUUAGGUGGAGAGAAACUGAAUCAAUUCGAGCAAGAAAAUAUACCUUUAGGUGGAGAGACACUGGAUAUAUGUGAGCAAGAACAUAUACCCUCAGAUGGAGAGAAAAUUUAUCAAUCCGAGCCAGAGGAUAUACCUUCAAACGGAGAGAAACAGAACGUAAAUGCACAAGAACACAUACCCUCAGACAGAGAGAAACUGAAUCAAUCCGUGCCAGAGUACAUAACUUCAGGCGGAGAGAAACUGAAUCUAUAUGCGCAAGAACAUAUACCCUCAGAUGGAGAGAAACUGAAUCUAUAUGUGCAAGAACAUAUACCCUCAGACAGAGAGAAACUGAAUCAAUCUGAACAAGAGGAUAUAACUUCAGGCGGGGAGAAACUGAAUCAAUCCGAGCAAGAAAAUAUACCUUUAGGUGGAGAGAAACUGAAUCAAUUUGAGCAAGAAAAUAUACCUUUAGGUGGAGAAAAACUGAAUCAAUUUGAGCAAGAAAAUAUACCUUUAGGUGGAGAGAAAAUUAAUCAAUCCGAGACAGAGGAUAUACCUUUAGGUGGAGAGAAACUGAAUCAAUCUGAGCCAGAGUAUAUAAUUUCAGGCGGAGAGAAACUGAAUCAAUUCGAGCCAGAGUAUAUAAUUUCAGGCGGAGAGAAACUGGAUAUAUGUGAGCAAGAACAUAUACCCUCAGACAGAGAGAAAAUGAAUCAAUCCGAUCCCGAGUAUAUACCUUCAGGUGCAGAGAAACUGAAUCAGUCUGAGCAAGAGUGUAUACCUUCAUGUGCAGAGAAACUGAAUCAGUCUGAGCAAGAGUGUAUACCUUCAUGUGCAGAGAAACUGAAUCAGUCUGAGCAAGAGUGUAUACCUUCAGGUGCAGAGAAACUGAAUCAGUCUGAGCAAGAGUGUAUACCUUCAGGUGCAGAGAAACUGAAUCAGUCUGAGCAAGAGUGUAUACCUUCAGGUGCAGAGAAACUGAAUCAGUCUGAGCAAGAGUGUAUACCUUCAGGUGCAGAGAAACUGAAUCAGUCUGAGCAAGAGUGUAUACCUUCAGGUGCAGAGAAACUGAAUCAGUCUGAGCAAGAGCAUAUACCUUCAGGUGGAGAGAAACUGAAUCCGUCUGAGCAAAAGUGUAUACCUUCAUGUGCAGAGAAACUGAAUCAGUCUGAGCAAGAGUGUAUACCUUCAGGUGCAGAGAAACUGAAUCAGUCUGAGCAAGAGUGUAUACCUUCAGGUGCAGAGAAACUGAAUCAGUCUGAGCAAGAGUGUAUACCUUCAGGUGCAGAGAAACUGAAUCAGUCUGAGCAAGAGUGUAUACCUUCAGGUGCAGAGAAACUGAAUCAGUCUGAGCAAGAGUGUAUACCUUCAGGUGCAGAGAAACUGAAUCAGUCUGAGCAAGAGUGUAUACCUUCAGGUGCAGAGAAACUGAAUCAGUCUGAGCAAGAGCAUAUACCUUCAGGUGGAGAGAAACUGAAUCCGUCUGAGCAAAAGUGUCUUUCCUCAGAGGUUAUGUAUUCGGUGCACUCUAGGAUUCUAAUGACAUCUGAUCACACAUCUCUUAGAGAAGGUUCAGUAGAAAUAUCCCAAGAAGAAUAUUUGGCUCAAGGUAAGGUAUUCAGUGGGGGACUGGAAACUGAAGCUGUACCAGACAAAAUAGAAGGACAGGAUGACCAGAACCUUUAUAUGUCGACUCAUGCAGACUUCACUGAAAGCCAUUCUAUCUACAGCAGUUUAAACAGCAGGCCUGAGAGUCAAACCGACAUGAACAACUUGGAUAUAGAAGAGUCCAACAGCACAGAUGAUGAGUCGCCAAAUGCAAGCCAGUAUUUGCAACCUGUCGCCAAAGCAAAUCUAACUGCAGAUCAGGAAGACUUGUUAGAUGUGGCAGUCUCUCACUAUGAGGAUUGCAAUACUCUUAUUGAACAUUCUGCAGAAGAGGUCACUAGCUAUCAGGCAAGUAAUGAAUGUCUUCAGACAGAUGAAUGGGAAGUCUUAGAAAGUCCAAACAAACACCUGGAAUCUGGAGAUCCUUUUGCAGGUCACAAGAGAGACUCUGAGAGAUCAUCCAAAACUGACAGCGAAGCCCGGGACCUCCACAGCUUCCUCAGCUCUGGUGUACACAACAACUUCUGGGGUUCCAAUCUGGAGACAGGAGCCCCCUAUCAACCGGAUGAGCCAUAUGACCAUGUGACCGAGCUACCCAAUCAGAACCUAGCCUUGGCUAACAACCUAUCCUGGGUGGAUUUGGAGAAUCCACAGGCAACUAAUUGGAACACAAAGAUGGACAGCGACACACCUAAAGCUUCCACCCUUGAAGAAGAGGACGAACAGAUGCCCUCACAGGUGAAGCAGCUGGUUUGUAAAGAUGUGGUAGAGGGUGUGAAUGUUACUUCUGAAGGUUCUGAAGAUGGAGACUCCUGGUCAUCUGGGGAAGAAUAGGAACAAUUUCAGCAUGGUUUCUAUAAAGGAGUAAAGUAGAAGUAACAAGUGUUACUGAGAGUGUAAAACUAUUUACAUUUUACAGGCUUUGAAUUUGAGCAUUGAUUCACAUUGAUCCUCACAGUGGAAAGUAAAUGAAACGAUAAUUUCAUCCAAACAUGAAUGUACUAUGUCACAGAAUGUCAUGACAAUUCAGUGCUCUCCGGGAUCCUUGGGAUGUCCCUACCCUAAACCCUAACUAUAACCAUAAUCCUUACCUACACCAUUUAAAAUGUCAACUUCAAUGGGGUAGGGACGUCCCAAGGAUGCGAGAUAGCACAGACCGUCAAAUAUUUAUGCUGUUUUCAAAAACCAAAAAGUUGUGCUUUGGUGCACACCCUGCUGGCACUAACCACCAGUGUACCUACUCUAUUUCAAGACAUUGAGGGCCAUUUUUUGUAAGUUUUACAAAUUGAGGUUUGAAUAGCAUUUGUUUAUUUUGCCCCCCCCCUUGAAGAACAAAAGUAACUUAAUUAAAAACCAAAGAAAGGACAUUUGAAAGUCAAAGCAUUCCGAACUGGCAUUAAUUGAUAGUUGAUUUGAUUGCACUGAUUGAAGGAAAUCAAUCAGAGCAAAAGUGAGAACCAAGGUAUUUCACUGCACAGGACCUGCGAGCUUGUUUUUUCUAGCAGCAACUGUUAUCUUAACAUCUUAAGUCCAUUUGAUAAGGACUCCAGCUGUGCCUUCAGAAAGUAUUCAUACCCCUUGACUUACUCCAUUGAAUAGUGUUAUUUAUGAUUAUCAUUUGAUAUUUCAACUCACACACUACAAGCAGCAAAUCAAAUCAAAUUGUAUUAGUCACGUGCGCCGAAUACAACAGGUGUAGUAGACCUUACAGUGAAAUGCUUACUUACGAGCCCCUAACCGACAGUGCAGUUUCAAAAAAUACAGAUAAGAAUAAGAGAUAAAAGUAACAAGUAAUUAAAGAGGAACAGUAAAAUAUAACAAUAUAUACAGAGGGUGCCGGUACAGAGUCAAUGUGCGGGGGCAUCGGUUAGUUGAGGUAGUAUGUACAUGUAGGUAGAGUUAUUAAAGUGAUUAUGCAUAGAUGACAACAGAGAGUGGCAGUGGGGGGGGGGGGGUGAAUAGUCUGGGUAGCCAUUUGUCUAGAUGUUCAGCAGUGCAUGGUUUGAAAUCCCAGAAGAACAGUUUGCCUUCAUUUUAUUAAAGCGUUUCACAACACAGUGUCACAACGUAUAACUAACAUACAAUGAAACAACAUGGUACCAUAUUAGUUAUGCUUUGUUCACGAUUACAGCAAAAAUAAACUUGUGUUGUUCUUUGGCUAGUGUUCUCUCUGUAGAAAUGCACACAAAAAACAUACAUGGAAAAAUAAAACAAAUUGACAAAUA